Molecule: messenger RNA, 1124 nt
Organism: Solanum pennellii
Lineage: Eukaryota; Viridiplantae; Streptophyta; Magnoliopsida; Solanales; Solanaceae
Product: phosphoprotein ECPP44
Exons: 2
Coding region: 240-872 (210 amino acids)
Biological process (GO): response to water
Cellular component (GO): membrane
Source: RefSeq, a predicted model, not a curated record
GUUUAACUUGGUGUACUUAAUUACUCUUUAUUAUUAGUAUUAUUAUUACGAGACGUUUGAACUCCUUUUUCUUAUUACUAUAUCGAAAAAUAAAAAAAUCUUAAUCAGCGUAACGUCCGUGUUUGUAAUUGCUAUAAAAAGCGCACCAAGUCUCAUAUUUCAAUCACAUCCAAUUCAAUUCAAUAUUCAAACUUUCACUUGUUGAUAAUAUCUUUUGAUUGAAAAAAAGAAGAAGAACUAUGGCUGAUCAAUACGAACAGAACAAGGCAUCCGUUGAAGAGACUGUUGGUACCAACGUGGAAUCUACUGAUCGUGGUUUGUUUGAUUUCAUUGGAAAAAAAAAAGAGGAAAAACCAAGUCAUGCUCAUGAAGAAGAGGCAAUUUCAUCUGAGUUGUCUGAAAAAGUUAACGUAAGUGAAGAAGUGGAACACAAGGAGGAGGAAAAGAAAGAAGAGAAGAAACUUCAUCGAUCAAAUAGCAGCUCUAGUAGCUCCAGUGAUGAGGAGGAAGAAAUUGGAGAGGAUGGACAGAAGAUCAAGAAGAAGAAAAAGAAGGGAUUGAAGGAUAAGAUUAAGGAAAAAAUAUCUGGUGAUCACAAGGAAGAAUCGAAAGCAGAGGAUACUUCAGUUCCAGUUGAGAAAUACGAGGAAACAGAGGAGAAAAAAGGAUUUCUAGACAAAAUUAAGGAGAAAUUGCCAGGUGGCGGACAUAAGAAGACGGAGGAAGUAGCGGCGCCGCCACCACCACCACCGGCUGCGGUGGAGCAUGAGGCGGAGGGGAAGGAGAAAAAGGGAUUUUUGGACAAAAUUAAGGAGAAAUUACCAGGGUACCACUCAAAGGCUGAAGAGGAAAAGGAGAAGGAAAAAGACUAAAUUAAAUGAAAUGUUUUUUUAAUUUUACUUUUGGGAUGUUAUGAUUGUGUUUCUGUGUUGUUUUGGUUUUUUAGUGUUUCAUUUCCUUCACUUUGUUUUUUUUUUGGAUUCUGAAGGAUAAUUGUUAGUACUGUAUUUGAUAUUUCUGUAUGUAAGUGCAUAUAUAUGUGCCUUAUGUGUAUGAAGUUUGAUAAUAUGGAUUUGUAAAAUGCAGUUGAUUUUAUCCUUAUUGACUUCUUGUUUUAUGGUUUA